This is a messenger RNA of Candida dubliniensis CD36, 1704 nucleotides long. RefSeq names its product sterol esterase. The transcript has a single exon. Gene Ontology annotation, biological process: lipid metabolic process. The record is from RefSeq and is a predicted model, not a curated record. NCBI's taxonomy places the organism in Eukaryota, Fungi, Ascomycota, Pichiomycetes, Serinales, Debaryomycetaceae. The coding region runs from base 1 to 1704 and encodes 567 amino acids.
AUGAGUGAAGAGAAUCCCCUAGAACCAGAUCAAUUGAUGCAAAGAGUAUCUGAUACACAUCAGGAUACUCUGUUAGUUGCACCACGUGAAACACACUUUCACAAUGUAUUUAUGAAAUAUUUGAUAAUGCUUAUUAGCGCCUUGGGAUCAGUUAUAUAUACAACAAUACUAUGUACUGGUUCUGUACUCAAUCAUUGGUUUGAUCUUGUGAGUGGAAAGGAGAAGGCUGUGCUUGCAGAUAUGGAGCAAAAAAGUCACGGAUAUGUGCCUCGAGAACCAUACGAUGACUUGUCCAAAAUGAAACCAACUAGUGAUUUGCAGUAUUACUUGCAGUGUUUGAAUUUAGAUUUGCAAGAGUAUAAGGUGACCACAUGUGACGGGUAUAUCUUAACCCUACAUAGGAUCAUCGAUCCCAAGGAACUGGAAGAGCAAAAGCAACAAAGGAAACCAGUUCUUUUACAACAUGGCUUAUUGUCAUGCAGUGGGACAUGGAUAGUGAGUGGCAAGAAUUCGUUAGGAUACUAUUUUCAUGAGCAAGGCUUUGAUGUUUGGAUGGGGAAUAACCGUUCGUGGUUCACUCCUCAACACAAAACUUUGAGCGGGAAUCUUUACAACAAUGAACAAUACUGGGACUGGGGAGUUCAAGAAUUGGGAUGCCAUGAUUUACCGGCUUUAAUAUUAACAGUUUUGGCAAACAAAAAGUAUUUCAAGAAAUUAGUUUUAUUGGGGCAUCUGCAAGGUGGAUUACAAAGCUUUUUGAUGCUCAAAAACCCACGCUUGGGAGAUAUACAUGAAAGAAUUGAGCUUUUUUGUCCAUUGGCUCCAGCAGUAUAUCCAGGCAAGCUAUUCUACACUCGUCAAUUCAUUAAAUUUAUCAAUAAUCGUAGUGAAUUUACCUGGUUGAUGUUAUUUGGUUGCUGCGCAUUCUUGAGAAACUUGUGUCUUGUGAGACACUACAUUGCAAGUACGUGGUUGUUUGGCAAGUUGUCGUACUAUAUGUUCAAGUAUUUAUUUGGUUGGACUGGGAGGAAUUGGGGGCCGUAUAAAAAAGUGUGGCAUUUUUGUUUUAUUUUCAAUAUGAGUUAUGCAUCGGUUGAACUAAUGAAAUACUACUUGUCGAAGCAUUCCGAUUGUGGGUUUACCACUUUGUUACAACCAAAAGCUGCUUAUGCUAGCGAUGCCCAUUUUACAGAGAAUGUCACUGACGACAAAAAGAGUUAUUUCCAAUUUGAUGCUACGUGGUUCAAUGGCGUUAGGGUUCCCAUGAUUGUUUUUACCGGCGAUGAGGACUUUUUAGUAGACGGAGCAAAGGUCGUUGCACAUAUGAGAAAGUAUGAACCUGGAUAUAGAGAAGGCGGUAAUUUGGAGACUGUAGCAAUCCCCACUUAUAAUCAUCUUGAUAUUGUAUGGGCAGAAGAUGUCAUUGGAACUAUCGGAUAUACUAUAUGCAAAAAGUUAAAACAAUUGAACGCCUGUAAUAUUCAACAGGAGCUCAAGUUGGAAGGGCAGGUACCUGGUAUGGCCAAUGAAGAAGGAUCUUCAAACGAUCAUCACCAACAAGAAGAGGAGGUUUUGAAUGAAAAGAUACAGCUGGUAACCGAGGAUGUACACGACACUGAACUAAUGAUUAAGAUAAAGCACAGUAUAUCAGCAGAUAUUCCACUCACAGAAACUAGAAAACUAUCCACAACUGAAGUGUUCUAA